AUGUCUGCCUUCCCGACCAAAGUUCUGGCAAAUGUCAUUGGCUUUGGAAUCGUUUGGACCGGGGUUUUGAUGUUGCAGGUACGUUCAAAUGAUCAGAAGCCCAAGACAAAUUCCGAUCAAGCGACUCAUAACAAAACCCAUGUUGUUAAUGAGCGCUGGUAUUACCCACCCGACAUUGCGGAUGACUUGAAGGAUAUCGACCUUCCGUUCCGGGUCAAAGAGGAGGUAUUUGCAACGGCUUGGGAAUAUACUCGCUGUGUUAUUCCUGAAUACACCAACUGGUCCCGAUAUGUUGCCUUCAUGCGCAUCAUCGUGAUGGGCAUCAUCGCGGAAUUCAAGGGUGAUCUCAUGGAUGUUGCCAAUGACGACAACGUCGUGGGUUACAGUCUGACCGGAGUAUUGAACACAUUGUGCGGAGGAACAGCAGGAGGUGAGGAGAUGUGCCGCGAAUACCGCUGCUUCCUCUUGAUGUCAUCGCAAAAGUCCCGCCACCAGACAAACACUAUGCUGUUCCGCCGUUACAGUGUCGCUCUAUCCAAAGGUCCUUGGCAAUUCUUCCGCAUGCGCGAUACCGACGCACUCGCCCGCUUCACGAUUGGUGUAGCGCUAGUCUGCAACGAUCUCGACAACAUCUGGUUCACUGAGGAGCAAUUCGACAUCAUGGCCGAGAUCGGUAACACCAUGUACGACGGUAUAUCCUACUGGAAGCAUCGUUCCGAAGGAGAGAUCAACAGCACCUUCGCAUAUGUCCCGGAGGAGAAGCGCGUCUUGGCGUACCACAAGUGCCGCGAGGCGCUCUGGGCUUUGGACGUAGCGUGGGCAAGACAGCCCGAGCUGAAGUGUGUCAUCAACUUCCUCCGCUACUUCGGUGGCCCUAUCCACAUGAUUAUGCGACGAUACCGCUUUGUGGAGGAGGGUCUUACUCUAGGCCGACCCGAGGACCAGCGCGUCAUCCAGCAGACACGGAGUAACGUCAAGCUCUGGAACAGGCUUGACGAGCAGAAGAAGGCCAAGGAGCAAGAGAAGAUGAGCCUCGAGCAGUACCGCCACGUUCUCGCGAAUGAGAAGGUUUUGUUGUUCAAUGGCCUUGCGCCAAUGCUAGACAAAGCCGAGCAAGGCUUGUGCUCCAAGUGCUGCUACCGUGAGACAUAUGGUGCCCCACAGGCCCAUACCUUUGGCGGAGUUGUUCUGUGCAACGAGUGUCAGCAGAAUUGGGGCGAUUACACGGAAACCGUGCUACAGCGCAUGGUCACAGCCUUCCCAGAGGCUGCUGAGACUGUCCGUGUCAGUGAGAUGCGAUCAAGGUCCUCAAUGGCACCGUGA
Alternaria rosae is the source of this 1323-nucleotide messenger RNA. RefSeq lists its product as uncharacterized. The record is from RefSeq and is a predicted model, not a curated record. Bases 1 to 1323 code for a protein of 440 amino acids. The transcript is spliced from 3 exons. Lineage: Eukaryota; Fungi; Ascomycota; Dothideomycetes; Pleosporales; Pleosporaceae.